This is a messenger RNA of Closterium sp. Naga37s-1, 1014 nucleotides long. The record is from the annotation of a GenBank genome assembly. Lineage: Eukaryota; Viridiplantae; Streptophyta; Zygnematophyceae; Desmidiales; Closteriaceae.
AUGGCCAACGCCUGGCGUGACUCGGCUCGCAAGCUUCUUCCUCUCACCCUCUCCGUCCUGCUCCUCUUCGCCGUCACCAGCACCAGUGCAGCGCGGUCUAGCAUGCACGCGUCCCCCCCAGACACCGGCGCAACAUGCGGCGUCGCCACCCGCCUUGCGCUCGCCCGAGCAGAUUCCGCGGUAUCCCCGCACAGGGUGGAGCAAAUUUUGUUCAGCUGGGACGAUUUGACUGAGGAACAUAUCAUUGCCGGCAACUUGGGCACGAUUGACGGACCAAGAGACGACGCGGUGACUCAGUCGAUCGUGGAGAUAUUCAUGAACGCUGGGUACAACGUGAUGGUCAUUCAGAGCAAGCAUUCCGUGCAGGGCGACCCGGCGUCCGCGCAGGUGGAGGUGCGGCAUUCCGGGGAUAGAUUGAAGUUCACCGUGUAUUACAAGAAGGGCCGUUUCUGUGUGAAGAAUCUUGGCAAUGGCAGCGUAGCGCCUCCCCCUCCCCCUGCCCGUUGCGUCGCGCUCUCCCCGGCUUCCCGUCCCGUCACGCCCUCCCCCGCUGCUCGUCGCGACGUGCCCUCCCACCCUGCACGUCGCGUCGCGUCCUCCCCCCGCUGCCCUAAACGCCCGCUCGCGCGCCGCGCCUGCCGCCGCGCCUACUCGUUAGGCCCGGCCGCGGGCCCGCUCGUCCCGCCGCCGCGCCUGCCCGUACCGCCCGCCGCCGCGCCUGCUCGUUAUUCCCGCCGCGGGCACUCCCUUACAGCCGCGCGGGCCCUCCCUUACAGCCGCCGCGCCUGCCCAUACCGCCCGCCGCCGCGCCUGCUCGUUAGGCACGCCUCGGGUCCUCCCUUACAGCAGCCGUGGGCCCUCCCUUACAGCCGCCGCGCCUCCUCGUUAAGUCCGCUGCGGGCCCGCUCGUUAGACCCUUCCUUCGCACCGCUGCGCCUACUCGUUCAGUCCGCCGCGGGGCCGCCCCUAGCCCCGUUGCGCCCGCGUUUUGCGCCCGUCACGGACUUGCCCUAG